This is a messenger RNA of Cucurbita maxima (winter squash), 575 nucleotides long. RefSeq names its product multidrug resistance protein EbrB. Lineage: Eukaryota; Viridiplantae; Streptophyta; Magnoliopsida; Cucurbitales; Cucurbitaceae. The coding region runs from base 119 to 472 and encodes 117 amino acids. The transcript has 4 exons. The record is from RefSeq and is a predicted model, not a curated record.
UAGGACUAAGCCGGUUGGCAUCCUGACCGCGAUCAGUCCAAGCCGGGUUCGCCACGUAUGGAGGUUUUCGUCUCCUUGACUACAGCACAACUCAGAGAGGAGAAUUUUCAACCCUGCAAUGGAAGGGAGAAAGGGGAAGAAGGGUUACAUGUGGGCAAUUUCAGCUGGUCUCAACGCUGCGUUCGCUGCCAUUGCCGCCAAGCUUUUCUCCUCUACGUUAAUUAGGUAUGGACUGGUAAUUGCGUUCAACUUGGCAAUGUGGGGAUGUUAUGUCAACAGCUUAAAAGCUCUCUCGUCAUUACAAGCUACAGGGACCAACUUUUCAGCAAACUUUCUUUGUUCUGGUCUAGCCGGUUUCUUCUUGUUCGAAGAAGCAUUAUCAUUUCAGUGGUUUGUAGGUGCCAUAUUGAUUGUAAUGGGCGUGCUGAUAUUGAAUCAGUCGAGCAUUGAGAAGAAGGAAUCAAAGGACUGACCUCUGCUCUAUUUUCAUUGAAUCUCUUGUUUCCAAAUUUUUGUUUACAUAUAUCUUACCAAUGUUCGACAAACUUUGGUACAUGUAUGUGGGUUUUUUGCUU